UAAAGUAUUGCGAUCAUCUGCACGGAAAAUGGUAUUUUUCGGAAAUUCGAGCAAUUUUUUCACGCCGAUAUUUGUUGCAGAAUAUUGCAAUCGAAAUUUUUUUAGCAAGUCGAACGUCGAUCUUCUUCGUCUUUCCGGAUCAGCCAACGGUGAAGAAGGUGAUCAAGGCAUUACCGCGAGUCGGCGUCGGCAUCAAAUACGGAAUCCCACAGACAAGACGAGCAUCUAUGAUGUCACCUCGCCAAUUGAUGAGAAAUUCAAAUAUGACGCAAAAAUGGCAGCGUCGAGAGAUCAACAAUUUCGAAUAUAUUAUGUUCCUGAAUACAAUCGCCGGACGAACUUACAAUGAUCUUAAUCAGUAUCCCGUAUUCCCAUGGGUUUUAACCAAUUAUGAAACGAAAGAACUAGAUUUGAGUUUACCAAGUAACUAUCGUGAUUUGUCAAAGCCUAUAGGGGCCUUAAAUCCAAGUAGAAGAGCUUAUUUCGAAGAACGAUUCCAGGGUUGGGAACAUGACAGUAUCGCGCCAUUUCAUUUUGGAACGCAUUACUCUACUGCUGCAUUCGUUCUAAAUUGGCUUAUUCGAGUGGAGCCAAUGACGACGAUGUUCUUAGCUCUUCAAGGAGGAAAAUUUGAUCAUCCUAAUAGAUUAUUUUCGUCUGUGGCAUUAUCUUGGAAAAAUUGUCAGCGUGAUACUUCGGAUGUCAAAGAAUUGAUUCCAGAAUUUUUCUUCUUACCAGAAAUGCUAAUCAAUUCAAAUCGUUAUCGAUUUGGACGACAGGAGGAUGGUAGUUCUGUUGGUGAUGUUCAAUUGCCACCUUGGGCUUCAUCACCUGAAGAAUUUAUUCGUGUUAAUCGAAUGGCUUUAGAAUCUGAAUUUGUUUCGUGUCAAUUACAUCAAUGGAUUGAUCUUAUUUUUGGAUAUAAACAAAAAGGACCAGAAGCGAUACGUGCAACUAACGUAUUUUACUAUCUAACAUAUGAGGGCAGUGUCGACUUAGAUUCGAUUACAGAUUCUGUAAUGAAAGAAGCUAUAGAGAAUCAGAUACGUAAUUUUGGUCAAACGCCUUCCCAACUUCUUAUGGAGCCACAUCCACCAAGAAGCUCUGCUAUGCAUUUGUCUCCAAUGAUGUUUUCAAGUAUUCCUGAUGAUAUUUGUAUGACGUUAAAGUUUCCAUCAAAUUCACCAAUUUGCCACAUUUCUGCUAAUACUUACCCUCAAUUACCUCUACCUUCUGUUGUAACUGUUACAACUGGCCAACAAUUUGCUGUGAAUCGAUGGAACACAAAUUAUGCAGCAACGGUUCAAUCUCCAAGUUAUGCUGAUAUACCGCAAGCACAAGCUGCGAAUCAACCAUUAUCAAUGGAUCCUAUUCUAUCUCAAACAGUAAACAACUCAAAUAUUACAAUGCGUCGACAUCUCGGUGACAAUUUUAGUCAAAAAUUAAAAAUCCGAAGCAAUUGCUUUGUUACUACUGUCGAUAGCCGAUUUUUAAUUGCUUGCGGUUUUUGGGAUAACAGUUUUCGUGUUUUCUCUACUGAAACUGCUAAAAUCGUUCAAAUUGUAUUUGGUCAUUAUGGUGUGGUGACAUGUUUAUCGAGAAGCGAGUGUAAUAUUACAUCGGAUUGUUAUAUUGCUUCUGGCAGUGCCGAUUGUACUGUUUUGCUUUGGCACUGGAAUGCUCGAACACAGAUGAUCGUUGGCGAGAGUGAAGCGCCCGCACCUCGGGCUACGCUCACCGGACACGAACAGCCCGUUACAGCUGUUGUUAUAUCCGCCGAGCUCGGUCUCGUUGUUUCUGGAUCUUUUUGUGGACCGGUUUUGGUGCAUACAACAUUUGGUGACUUGUUGAGAUCUUUGGAGCCUCCAAGUGGUUUUUCAUCGCCAGAAAAUAUUGCCAUGUCAAGAGAAGGGGUUAUUGUUACCAAUUAUGAACGUGGACAUAUAGCCGCCUUUACAAUUAAUGGAAAACGUCUUCGUUAUGAAUCACAUAAUGAUAAUCUUCAGUGUCUAUUAUUGAGUCGAGAUGGCGAGUACUUAAUGACUGGAGGUGACAAAGGGAUAGUUGAAGUCUGGCGCACCUUUAAUUUGGCGCUUUUGUAUGCAUUUCCUACGUGCGAAAGUAGCGUGCGGUCUUUAGCUCUUUCUCAUGAUCAACGUUUUUUACUUGCCGGUCUUGCGAAUGGUUCAAUAGUUAUUUUUCACAUUGACUUCAAUCGAUGGCAUCAUGAAUUUCAACAACGUUAUUGAAAUUUCAUCUUUGAGUUUACAAAGAAAAGAAGUGUC
Molecule: messenger RNA, 2285 nt
Organism: Ceratosolen solmsi marchali
Lineage: Eukaryota; Metazoa; Arthropoda; Insecta; Hymenoptera; Agaonidae
Product: neurobeachin-like
Exons: 16
Coding region: 228-2249 (673 amino acids)
Biological process (GO): intracellular protein localization
Cellular component (GO): membrane; cytosol
Molecular function (GO): protein kinase binding
Source: RefSeq, a predicted model, not a curated record